Daphnia carinata is the source of this 5692-nucleotide messenger RNA. RefSeq names its product brefeldin A-inhibited guanine nucleotide-exchange protein 2-like (gene Sec71). The transcript is spliced from 21 exons. Lineage: Eukaryota; Metazoa; Arthropoda; Branchiopoda; Diplostraca; Daphniidae. Bases 161 to 5350 code for a protein of 1729 amino acids. Gene Ontology annotation, biological process: regulation of ARF protein signal transduction. The record is from RefSeq and is a predicted model, not a curated record. Gene Ontology annotation, molecular function: guanyl-nucleotide exchange factor activity.
UGUUUAGACCUGGUCUAACACUGAUUGUAUAUUCCUCUAGUGAUGUGUCGUUUUUCUUAAUAGGAAUAUUGUUGCAAACGUGUACAUUUUCAUCCACGAGCGUGAGUGCUGUUGGGUUAUAGUUAUGAAAUAAUAAUGUCUCAUUUGUGGCCGUGAAAUCAUGCGCAUCCUUUCCGGGGAUCUCAGCAAAAUGUUUAUUGUUAAAGGUUUGGAAAAGAUUCUCGCCGACAAGGAUGUCAAACGAAGCCAUUUGGCUCAGUUGAGAAAAGCUUGUGAAACUGCACUUGAGGACAUACAAGAGGAAUUAAAACAUGAAGAAACUGAGAAGAGCACAGGUAGCACUUCAGCUGCUCUUCCACUCCCCCGAAAUUAUUCUGCAAAUGUUAUCAAUGCAGAAAAGCAUUACUUGCCUUUUGAAUUAGCUUGCCAAUGCUCAGUUCCAAGGGUUGUUGUAAUUGCAUUAGAUUGCUUGCAGAAACUUAUUGCAUAUGGCCAUCUGAGUGGAACAUCUCUUGAUCCACAUAAUCCACAGCGGAGACUCAUAGACAGGGUUGUUGCAACUAUAUGCGCCUGCUUCACAGGGACACCUACAGAAGAAAGUGUUCAAUUGCAAAUUAUUAAAGCCUUAUUAACAGUAGUCACAUCUCAACAUGUGGAAAUCCAUGAAGGGACCCUACUUCUGGCUGUCCGAACCUGCUACAACAUUUAUCUGGCUAGCAAAAAUUUAAUUAAUCAAACAACAGCCAAGGCAACAUUAACACAAAUGUUAAAUGUCAUUUUCAUGAGAAUGGAAAAUCAGGCUAUUGAAGAAGAAACAACAUUCUCAAAUCCGGAAAACCACGUUGAACCUGCUGACGUACUGAAAAGGGAAGCUAAACUAGAAGCCCUCGAAAUAGUUUCCAUAAUUGUUGAUGACAUCAUUGCAACAGCUGUCAAUGAUGCGAGUACAGAAAAAGAAAUUGAAGGUGACACUCAAAGUGAAGGGGGGCAAAGCAACGGUGGACCUACACCUUCGAUCGUUUCCGUCUCUUCGUCAUCGCUGCCUCGAGUACCCUCGCAAGAUAGUGUUGACACAAUUGGUGGAACCAGUUCCAGUGGUGGUGAUUUAGAACCAAUUGGAACUUCCAAUAGUUUCUCGCAUGUAUUACAAAAAGACGCUUACCUGGUUUUCCGUUCGCUAUGUCGACUGGCCAUGAAACCUCUGCCCGAUGGCAUUCCAGAUCCGAAAUCUCACGAGCUGCGAUCCAAGCUCUUGUCUCUGCAGCUUCUCUUAUCUGUGGUGCAAAAUGCCGGUCCUGUUUUCCGAGAGCACCCCGUUUUUCUUUCCGUAGUCCGGCAGUGCCUAUGCGUAGCUCUAAGCCGUGACGGAGCCUCUAGCGUUACCGAAGUGGCUGAGCUUUCUUUAGCUCUCUUCCUGGCUUUACUAAACAACUUUAAAGCCCAACUUAAAAAACAAAUAGAGGUAUUUUUCCGCGAAAUUUUUCUGAAUAUUCUUGAAAAUCCUGGUUCAACGUUUGAUCACCAUUGGUUAGUAAUGCAAGCCUUAACGCGCAUUUGUGCUGAUGCGCAGAGCGUGGUAGACCUAUAUGUUAACUAUGAUUGCGAUCUGUCGGCCGCCAACAUCUUUGAGCGAUUGGUUAAUGUGCUUUCGAAGAUCGCACAAGGGCGGCACGUCGUUGACUUGAGGACGACGCCAAUACAAGAAAAGGCUUUGCGCAUAAAAGGCCUCGAAUGUCUUGUGACGAUAUUGAAAUGUAUGGUUGAAUGGAGUCGUGAGCUCUACGUCAAUCCUAAUGCGCAUUCUAAUAUUGGUACGUAUUUUUUAAAGAAUAUUCUUUCAAAAUUGUUGCUUUUGAUGCAUUUUUGUUUAUUAGAUGCCGAGAAGAUGAAGGAGAACAAUACCGAAGAAAAUGAAGGCCAUGGCUACGUGAAUGGCACAUUGACAACACCGAAACAGUUUGAAGCCAUUAAACAACAAAAGGAGAUAUGGGAACAGGGGAUUGUGAUGUUCAAUCGAAAGCCCAGGAGAGGGUUGCAAUACUUGCAGUCGCAAAAACUUCUUGGAGAAGAAGCAGUUGAUGUUGCUCGAUUCUUGGUGACGGAAGAGCGCUUGGAUAAAACAGUGGUUGGCGACUUUCUUGGUGAUCCGGACAAGUUUAAUAAGGAAGUUAUGUACGCUUACGUUGACCAACUGGAUUUCAACGAAAAAGAUUUCGUCAGCGCCCUCCGUCAUUUCUUGGAAGGUUUUCGACUUCCUGGUGAAGCGCAAAAGAUUGAUCGGCUUAUGGAAAAGUUUGCCGCUCGCUACUGUGAAUGCAAUUCAAGUCUUAGACUUUUCGCUAGCGCUGAUGCUCCUUAUGUGCUAGCAUAUUCAAUCAUAAUGCUAACAACAGACCUUCAUUCACCCCAAGUUAAGAACAAGAUGACUAAAGAACAAUUCAUCAAAAACAAUCGAGGCAUCAACGAUUCAAAGGAUCUUCCCGAAGAAUACCUCAGCCAGAUUUACGAUGAGAUUGCUGGAAAUGAGAUCAAGAUGAAGGCACAUUCGUCUAGUGCUUUAGGCAACAAAGUCAGCAAACCAGCAGGAGUAGCGAAUGAAAAAAAACGGCGCCUCCUCUGGAACAUGGAAAUGGAAGCUUUGUCGUCAACAGCCCGGCAACUAAUGGAAUCUGUGAGUCACGUGCAUUCACCGUUCACAUCGGCCACGCACUCGGAACACGUUCGACCCAUGUUCAAAGUGGCAUGGACACCUUUCCUUGCUUCGUUCAGUGUUGGUCUUCAAGACUGUGACGAUCUGGAAGUGUCUACCCUCUGUCUAGACGGCAUCCGCUGCGCUAUCCGCAUAGCGUGUAUUUUCCAUAUGGCUUUAGAACGGGACGCUUUCAUACAAGCCCUGGCACGAUUCACACUGCUAACAGCCAACUCGCCGAUCACCGAGAUAAAAUCAAAGAAUAUUGACACGAUCAAGACACUUAUCACUGUUGCGCAUACGGACGGCAACUACUUGGGUCACUCAUGGCUCGACAUCCUCAAAUGUAUCAGCCAGCUAGAGUUGGCCCAGCUAAUUGGUACUGGUGUUCGUCCGCAGUUUAUUACCGGAACUCCAACUACCCCAACAGGUGGCAAUUUAACCGGCAACAAUUUGAAUCUGAAUUUGGUCGCGAUGAACUUGAAUUUGAAUUUGCCAGGUAUCUCCACUUCGGGCAGUAAUCUACAUCUUUCUGACUUACCUAGUGUCAGUAUCAACUCGCUCGAACCCAGUGUCAAAGAGUCAAUCGGAGAAACCAUUUCCCAAAGUGUGGUGGUUGCAGUUGAUCGGAUCUUUACAGGUUCCACUAGAUUGGAUGGAAACGCGAUCGUCGACUUCGUCCGCGCCCUAUGCCAGAUCUCGCUAGAGGAGUUGGCUCACACAACUCAACCUCGUAUGUUCAGUUUGCAGAAGAUCGUUGAAAUCUCCUAUUACAACAUGGGACGCAUUCGUCUGCAAUGGUCGCGUAUUUGGGAGGUCCUGGGCGAUCACUUCAAUAAAGUGGGCACGAGUAGCAACGAGAACAUCGCUUUCUUCGCAGUCGACUCACUGCGGCAACUAGCAAUGAAAUUCAUCGAGAAAGGAGAGCUGGCAAAUUUCCGAUUCCAAAAAGAUUUUCUGAGACCAUUCGAACACAUCAUGAAACGUAAUCGUUCACCCACGAUUCGUGAUAUGGUAGUUCGUUGUGUCACGCAGAUGGUACACAGUCAAUCAGACAAUAUCAAGUCAGGAUGGAAGAAUAUAUUCUGCGUCUUUCUACUGGCUGCAUCGGACACUGACGAAGCAAUUGUAGAACUUGCUUUCCAGACUAUAAACAAAGUAGUUACAGAACUUUAUGUGACUAACAUGUCGGCAAUGAUCGAUAGCUUUCAGGAUUGCGUCAAGUGCCUAAGUGAAUUCGCCUGCAAUCCACUUUAUCCAGAUACCAAUAUGGAGGCUAUUCGCCUCAUAAGGCUGUGCGGGCGACACGUUGCUGAUCAACCAGCUCUGUUCCGUGAUGGAGGGGCUCAACUUGCUGAUGAAAUGGUCAACAGCCAAUUGACCUCUGCUGUAACCAACUUAGGCUUAAUUCCAGAAGAGGAACGUCUAUGGGUUCGUGGUUGGUUUCCGAUUUUGUUCGAGUUAAGCUGUAUUAUCGGACGUUGCAAACUGGACGUGCGUACUCGUGCUCUUACGGUUCUCUUCGAAAUGGCUAAGCAAUAUGGCUCAACGUUUCGAUCCCACUGGUGGAAGGAUCUGUUUAAAGUUAUAUUUCGAAUCUUCAAUCAAUCGAAAUUGCCGGAUCAGUUGUCCGAAAAAUCUGACUGGUUAACUACUACAUGCAAUCAUGCUCUGUAUGCCAUGGUUGAUGUUAUCACGCAGUAUUUUGAUUUGAUUGGUUCUCUGCUAAUGGAUGAUUUUAUCGCCCAGCUGUUAUGGUGUGUAACCCAGGAAAAUGAGCAACUUGCGCGCUCUGGUGUGAAUUGCUUAGAAAAUCUUGUAAUUAGCAAUGGUCCAAAACUAGGAGAUGAUUCCUGGUUACGCAUCUGCGGCUGCGUUGAUGAUAUAUUCCAUCUGACAUUACCUGAUGCACUAUUGACGUGGAGUCCCCAUUCGGCGCCUACCGAGGCGGACAAUGGACUUAAAGAUACACAGCGGCUCUUUAAUGGGCUAUUAGUCCAGUGUCAAGUACAGUUAGAAUUAAUCCACACCAUCGACAACAUAGUCUUUUUCCCAUCGACGACCCGUAAAGAGGAUGCGGACUUGCUUGCCUCUGCUAAAAGCAUUUCGGCUAGCCAAAGAGAUCUUGAUCUCGACCAAGGAAUGUUUCAAUUCAUGUCGACGGAGCACCUGUUACUCAUGGUUGAUUGUCUGGCGAAAUCACAUAAUUUUGCACGGCAGUUCAACACCAAUUCAACACAGAGAAACGUUUUAUGGAAAGCGGGUUUCCGAGGAUCUGUCCGACCAAACCUACUAAAACAAGAAACACAAAGUCUUGCUUGUGCAAUGCGAAUCCUUUUCCGUCUUUACCACGACGAAGGGCGACAAAAUGAAUGGACUAUGGUCGCGGAUAAGCUAACACAUUUGGGAAAGGACGCCCUGGAGUACUACGUUACUCUCGAGACUGAGAGUCAUCGAGAUGCGUGGUCGCCCCUCAUGCUUCUUUUCCUUUGGAAGAUUAAUCAACUGUCAGACGAAAAGUUUAAAACGCACGUUAGCAGUUGGCAUCAACUUCUUUGUGAGCUGGUAUCUUUCGAACUGAAACCAGAACUGCGUUCAUUGCUUAGAAAAAUUUUUCUCAAAGUUGGUCAAGUAUUCCGAGUCGUUGCUGCUGCUCCAUGAAUAUUUAUGCAUCUAUUAGGUGUUGUUUAGUACUUUGAAAAUUUAUACCCCUAGUUGCUCCUCCAUAUGUAAACCUCCAGUUCUGUAUCGAGUGAUCACUUCACCGUCCUUGGUCAAGAAAAAAGAAAUUUGAAGUUAUCCAGAAUGUUAAACCAGAGCUCACCGUCUCUGAAUCUUACUAUUGUUUUAUCUGCUAUAAGUUACCUUGGAUUCACGGCUCAAAUCCCCUAUGGUAAAGCGAUCCCUUCAUCGAAGUUGCCUUCGUUUGACGCAACUUUACGCCUCACAAAGCCAUGAUAACCUGGGAAACUAUAAAAUAAACUUUCAUCAUUAGUUUAAGAA